GAGAUGUUGUGUGAUUCCUCCACGCCACACGUCAUUAUUUGAGUGGUGGUUAAGAUAUCUAGAGUUUGGAUAGAGCCACACAUGACAUGUAACCAAAAUUGCAAUCCACAUUGAUUCUUCAAACUGUCUUCUCUUCCAAACCACAUUCACCUGUAAAUUGUAAUGGCCAUUUCAUGUUCUGCAGACUGGUCUCUAGCUUGCACAAGAACUCACGUGCAUUCAUUCAUCCCCACGUGCCACUUCCCUUCCUCGUACAAUGUCUCAUCAUACUCCUCCUCCAAUCCACGGUUCUUCAGUGCAAACUCCUCUGCCUCUCCCACACCCAUCUUAGAAGAAGCAUCAAAUUCCAACACCCCCAUGCUAGAUGUAGAUAAUGUUAACAACAUUGCUGGUUCUCAUCAGCAAUAUUCCAACCCAGGAACAGAGAACUUGAAUGAGUUUCUAUGCGGGUUGUUUCAGGAUCCAAAAACUGAGGAACUUGCAUUUGACUACUACCAAAGAUUGAAAGACAGGCCAGUGUUUAGACCAGAGAAAUCAACUUUGAAGCAUGUGAUCAGGUAUUUGAUGAGAUUUAAGAAAUGGGAUUUCAUUUUAUCAGUUUCUGAAGACUUUAAGAUUUAUCAUGUGUUGCCGGAUGGAGCUACUUGCUCUAAAUUGAUUGAGUUCUGCAUCAGACAAAGAAAGUUCAAGAUUGCUGAGACCCUUCUGAAUGCUUUUAAAUCUGAUAGUGAGGUUGCUGUGUUUGCAUUUGGUUCUGCCUUGAGAAAUUAUAACAAGCUACAUAUGUUUAGGAGAACUGUUUUAGUCUUUGAGAAAUUGAAAUCAAAUAGUGUUGUUUUGGAUUCAAGAGGCUAUUCACACAUUAUGGAAGCUUACUCUAAACUUGAUGAUUGUGAGAGUGUGGUGAAAUUGUUUCAUGAAUUUGAAAGUAGGAAUUUGAGAGACUCAAAAAGAUACUUAGGUCAGAUAUAUGGGGUUCUGUGUGAGUCAUUAGGAAAGUGUGGAAGAGUUUCUGAAGCACUUGAGUACUUCAGAGAGAUGACAAAGAAAGGGAUUUUUGAAAGUUCUGUUUACUCUACCUUGAUAUGCUCUUUUGCAAGUUUGCACAAAGUUGGUGAGGUUGAGGAGCUUCUCAGAGAAGCUAAAAGCAGAACAAAGAUAAAGGAUCCUGAGGUUUAUCUAAAGCUUGUGAUCAUGUAUGUUGAAGAGGAUUUAUUGGAGAAGACUUUGGAAGUUGUUGAGGCAAUGAAGGAUGCUGAUGUCAAGGUUUCUGAUUGUGUGCUGUGUGCUGUUGUUAAUGGCUUCAGCAAAAGAAGAGGGUUUUCAGCUGCAGUUAGAGCCUAUGAGAAGCUGAUUUCUCAGGGCUAUGAGCCAGGACAAGUCACCUAUGCUUCGGUUAUAAACGCGUAUUGCCGGCUCAGUCAAUACAACAAAGCAGAGAAGGUGUUUGAAGAAAUGGAGCAAAAGGGGUUUGAUAAAUGUGUUGUGGCUUAUUCAAGCAUGAUUGUGAUGUAUGGCAGAAGUGGGAGACUGAGAAAUGCAAUGAAGUUGGUGGCUAAGAUGAAAGAAAGAGGGUGUAAACCAAAUGUGUGGGUCUACAAUUCCUUGAUAGACAUGCAUGGAAGGGAGAAGAAUUUGAGGCAGCUUGAGAAGCUGUGGAAUGAAAUGAAGAGAAGAAAGGUAGCACCUGAUAAGGUGAGUUACACUAGCAUGAUUGGAGCUUAUAGUAAGGCAGGUGAAUUUGAAACAUGUACAGAACUUUUUAAUGAGUAUAGGAUCAAUGGGGGAGUGAUUGAUAGAGCCAUGGCAGGUAUAAUGGUUGGCGUGUUCUCGAAGGUUGGUCAGAUUGAUCAACUGGUGAAGCUCUUACAAGACAUGAAAAUGGAAGGAACAAGGUUGGAUCAGAGGCUGUAUCAGUCUGCUUGGAAUGCCUUUAUAGAAGCUGGUUUGCAACUUCAAGCAAAAUGGUUGCAAGAGAGUUUCCAUGUAAGUUAAUUUUCUAAAGCUGAAAUAUUUCAAUCCUGUGGGCAAUUUGAUACUUGUUUCUGCUAGCACUUGGAAAAAGUAGAUAUCUAUCAGCUAUACAUGUUGUAUAGGUUUUGGGGCUGAAAAGCUCUUCCAUUAUGAUCCAGUGCUUCCAAAUUGUAAACAACUUUUUGUAGUGACUUCCGUAAGAGGAUUGAAAUCACAUGUCCUCUUGUACGUUCCUUCAAUGAAAAUAUUGUUAGAAUUUUUUAUUCUAA
Molecule: messenger RNA, 2243 nt
Organism: Lotus japonicus
Lineage: Eukaryota; Viridiplantae; Streptophyta; Magnoliopsida; Fabales; Fabaceae
Product: pentatricopeptide repeat-containing protein At5g13770, chloroplastic
Exons: 1
Coding region: 163-1995 (610 amino acids)
Molecular function (GO): protein binding
Source: RefSeq, a predicted model, not a curated record